CCCAGGGGUGCUUACCUAAUCUGCAUGUCACGCCUGCCCAGUUGCUUCAUCAAUGCGCAGUGAAUCUUCCGUCGCCCUUCGACUUCCUCUCACACCCUCCGUCUUUCUUCUUUUCUUCCUUUUCCCCUCAUCUCCUCCCUCCAUCUCCUUCUUUAAUCCUCCAUAAUCCUUCGUUUCUCUUUUUUGUCCCCUCCUUCCCUCGAUGGCUUCUCCUCGUCCGCAUAACUUCGGUGCCCAAGGCUAUCCCCUCUCGAACGGUGCGACCCCGUCCGGUCCGGCGCCCGGAGCUGUGCCACUCCUCCCCAAUAACGGCAGAAUGAUUCAGAGUGGACCAACUCGGAUCUUGUGUAUUGCGGACGUGCGAGGAAAUCUGAAGUCUCUGAAUGAUCUGGCGAAGCAAGCUCGCGCCGACCACAUCAUCCACACCGGUGAUUUUGGUUUCUACGAUGAUACCUCGUUGGAGCGCAUUGCAGACAAGACCCUUAAGCAUGUCGCCCAAUAUUCCCCCCUCCUCCCCGAGAAUGUGAAGCGCACAAUUGCACAGGUGCCGCCUCAGCAGUCGAUUAAGCAGCGUUUCACUCCAGACCAGCUACCCCUCUCCGAGCUGCCGAUGCUCCUCGACAAGCGCAUCACCCUUGACGUUCCUGUCUACACAGUUUGGGGUGCUUGCGAGGAUGUUCGGGUCUUGGAGAAAUUCCGCUCGGGUGAGUACAAAGUGAACAAUCUGCACAUCAUCGACGAGGCCAACUCUCGGCUGCUGGACAUUGGUGGUGUCAAGCUGCGUCUGCUCGGACUGGGUGGUGCGGUGGUCAUGCAUAAGCUGUUCGACAAUGGUGAGGGAAAGACGACGAUUGCCGGUGGCCAGGGUACCAUGUGGACUACACUGCUGCAGAUGGGUGAGCUCAUCGACACGGCCAACCGAGUCUACGACCCAUCGGAGACUCGUGUUUUCGUUACCCACGCCUCACCCGCCCGUGAAGGGAUGCUGAACCAGCUCUCCGUCACCCUGAAGGCCGAUUUCUCCAUCUCCGCUGGUCUGCACUUCCGGUACGGAUCUUCCUACAACGAGUUCUCCGUCAACCCUUCGCUCGAUCACUAUCGCGGUAAGCUUGCUGCCUCAAAGGCAUCUUUCACCGAUGUUUGGGAGACCGUGCGGGGUGAGGUAGAGUCGGCCAUCUCCUCCAACGAGGCUCAGAAGACCUUGCUGGACAACGCUUUGGAUGUGGUGCAGAAGAUGCCUUCUAUUGCUAAUGGCGGCAACCCCUUCGGCGGCCCCGUUGCCGCUGGAAAUGCUGCCGGUCAGGUAGACGAGAGCGCCUUCAAGAACAUGUGGAAUUUCAACCUUGCGGAUGCGGCCUUUGGAUACCUGGUCCUGGAAAUUGAGGGUGGCCGUAUUGCGACUGAAAUGCGUGCCCAGGGCUUCAACUUCGCCCACCGCAGCGGCAAGCCUGCGCCUGGUGGUGCUCAGCCCAUUCCCAGUGCUUUGCCAGCUACUACCGCCUCUCCCGCCCCUACGGGUGCUGGUGGUCGUCCUGCGGCCUCCACCCCUCAGUUCGGUCAAGCUCCCCCUGUUCUCGGCGGUGCCGCCGCUGGUCAGCAACAGGGUCAGGCCAAGGCUCAGCCUGCUCGUGCCUCUCCCGCUCCCGUCAUUCCCAAGGUUGCGAGCCCGCAGCCCCCCACCACCACCUCUGCUCAGCCCGCCGGCGAGGAGAAGGUCGCUGGUGCGGAUGCUAACGGCACGAUUCAACAGGAGAAGACUGGCGAGUCUCUCGCCCCUCGUGGCGAGAAGAAGCCCAGCAACGGGCUCUUCGUUUCCAAUGUCGAUAGUGAACAGAAAGUUCGUGAGCUACUCCCUGAAGAGGAUCAGGCCAAGGCUCUCAAGAUUGAGAAGUAUGGCAAGUUCAACUACGUCGUGACCUUCCCGACAGUUGAGGACGCCAAGGCUGCCCUCGACCGUCAGCCCAUUGAUCACAAGAAGCCGACCACCGGUUCCGGUCCUCGCAAGCCUAACUUCAAGUUCUUUGAGGAACGCCCCCGCGGCCAGGGCAAUGCCGGCACCUGGGGAAGCAGCACCCGAGGCGGCGCUACUGCCGGACAGCGCGGCUACCAGAGCGCCAGUGACAGCGAGGGAGCUCGUCGGGGUGGAUUUGGCGGCCGUGGCCGUGGCCGUGGUGAUCGAGGUCGCGGUGGCCGUGGCGGUCGUGGCGGCAGCUUCAAGAGUGGUUCGACUGACUCCCCUGCGCCAUCAACUCCCUCUGGCGACAAGCCUACCCCCUCCGGCGGUGACUAGUAGUCACUGGAAUUUUCACCCGGCCUUUUUUUCUUCGACUAUCGCUCUUUGGAGUUGUCGAGGAUGCUCGACCAUCGUCCUCGUCUACACCCUUUCCCUCGUCAUCUCGAUUCUUUCUAUGCCACAACAUUCCCCAUUUUCUCGCGUCAUCUUCUCAUUCCCCUGUGUCUUUAUUGACCCUCUUGGAUCAUUUUCGAAAUUCCCCCUGUCCUUUUUACCUACCCCCGUUCCGUUUUUAGCAAGAUGGCGCUUUCAAGCUGUGUUCUGACUCGUUCAUAUUCCUCCCGUAACGUCUACCGGAAUGGAUGAGUUGGCGCUUGGCAACACAGAAUACGUGAUCGACUCGAAUGAGUCUUGAGGAUUGCGUUUGGUUUUGACAGAGAGAAUGGAAGACGCAAGCAAAACAAAAAUAAUGCCAAAAAAACGUUUACCAUCUGCCCAUUUCCCCGAUGUUUCUUGCCCCGUUUUUCUUUGUACUUUACUAUUAUCCCUCUUCUCUCUAGAAGAAACAUCGAUACCCUUACAGCUUCGGUUUGAGACGGGCAAUUUAAGUAGCUUAGAUUGUACUUCCAAUGGCAGACCAAAUGCCAACGUACCAAGAUUGACGUAUGCG
This is a messenger RNA of Penicillium brasilianum, 2903 nucleotides long. The record is from the annotation of a GenBank genome assembly. NCBI's taxonomy places the organism in Eukaryota, Fungi, Ascomycota, Eurotiomycetes, Eurotiales, Aspergillaceae.